Molecule: messenger RNA, 648 nt
Organism: Malaya genurostris
Lineage: Eukaryota; Metazoa; Arthropoda; Insecta; Diptera; Culicidae
Gene: Cypl
Product: peptidyl-prolyl cis-trans isomerase-like 1
Exons: 2
Coding region: 100-627 (175 amino acids)
Biological process (GO): protein folding; protein peptidyl-prolyl isomerization
Cellular component (GO): catalytic step 2 spliceosome
Molecular function (GO): peptidyl-prolyl cis-trans isomerase activity
Source: RefSeq, a predicted model, not a curated record
UGUAUCGUUCCGGUGUAUAACAACGAACCUACCGAAAGUUGUUUGAAAACAAAAUUUCACGUUUUAUUUGUUUCGUAGAUUUUAAAUAGUACGUAAACUAUGCUCGCAUUGCAAACGGCAACUACGACCGGAAUCCCGGACAAACUAUGGCAGCCUCAUUUUGUAACCUUCGAAACUACAAUGGGUGAAAUCUCUAUUGAACUGUACUGGAAACAUGCUCCGAAUACGUGUCGAAAUUUUGCGGAGCUCACUAGGCGAGGAUACUACAACGGAACCAUUUUUCAUCGUAUUAUACGAGAUUUCAUGAUUCAAGGUGGCGACCCCACCGGUACUGGCCGUGGAGGACAGUCUAUUUAUGGACCAACGUUUACCGAUGAAAUCAAUGCUGAUUUAAAGCAUACCGGUGCCGGGGUGCUCUCGAUGGCCAACUCCGGUCCUGAUACCAAUGCAUCACAGUUUUUUAUCACCUUAGCUCCAACGCAAUGGUUGGAUGGCAAACAUACAAUUUUUGGGCGCGUUCACACAGGUAUGCAGGCGAUAAAGCGGAUUGGACUGGUAGAAACGGAUAAGAACGAUCGUCCCGUGGAGCAGGUUAAAAUUGUUAAAGGAAAAGUUGAAAAAUACUAAAUAAACUUUUACUCAUUAUUA